AUGGCGUCCGCUACCACGUUCUACGACUUCAAGCCAAAGGACAAGAAGGGCAAUGAGUACCCUCUCACCGACCUGAAGGGCAAGGUCGUGCUCGUCGUCAACACUGCUUCCAAGUGUGGCUUCACGCCACAGUUCGAAGGCCUUGAGAAGCUCUACAAAGACCUCAAGCCCUCCCACCCCGACUUCGAAAUCAUCGGCUUCCCAUGCAACCAGUUCGGCAACCAAGACCCCGGCAGCAACGAUGACAUCCAGAGCUUCUGCCAGCUCAACUACGGCGUCACCUUCCCAGUCCUCGGCAAGACGGACGUCAACGGCGACAAAGCCGAGCCUGUGUGGGAGUGGAUGAAAGAGCAGAAGCCAGGCAUCAUGGGCCUCAAGAGGAUCAAGUGGAACUUUGAGAAGUUUCUCGUCGGAAGAGAUGGCAAGGUCAAGCAGCGAUGGGCCAGCACCAGCGCUCCGGAUAAGCUCAAGGCUGCUAUCGAGGCCGAGUUGAAGGCUUCGCCUGGCGCUACAGCAACCUCUGCUGAGAAGCCUACCCCGACUGCUUGA
Molecule: messenger RNA, 549 nt
Organism: Zasmidium cellare ATCC 36951
Lineage: Eukaryota; Fungi; Ascomycota; Dothideomycetes; Mycosphaerellales; Mycosphaerellaceae
Exons: 2
Coding region: 1-549 (182 amino acids)
Biological process (GO): response to oxidative stress
Molecular function (GO): glutathione peroxidase activity
Source: RefSeq, a predicted model, not a curated record